AUGGGGGAACUAAAGGCCAACGAUGAAGAUUGUGAUUCUAAUAGUGGUAGGGAUGGCGAUACACCUUCUAAAGACGUGGAAGACGAGGAAGAUAUCGUCGACGUGCUGGAAGAUGAACUGGUUGAAUCAGAGCUAGAAGAUGAACUGGCCGAAGCGGAGCUAGAAGAUGAUGUGCUCGUCGAUGAAGUACUUUCUGAGACGGUUGAAGAAGGCGUUUGA
This is a messenger RNA of Sclerotinia sclerotiorum 1980 UF-70, 219 nucleotides long. RefSeq lists its product with no specific name. Bases 1 to 219 code for a protein of 72 amino acids. Lineage: Eukaryota; Fungi; Ascomycota; Leotiomycetes; Helotiales; Sclerotiniaceae. The transcript has a single exon. The record is from RefSeq and is a predicted model, not a curated record.